GAGUACUGGUCCAUCCAGAUAGAGAAAAUGGAAGACGACAUCUCAAAAUUUUGGGUGUGGGGAAUCUUUCAGGAGCAGUGUGCUGGCGUGGUCAUGUUGUGUAACUAUUUUGAGGACGGCAUGCAAAAGUGUGAAGAGUAUUUUCCAACGGAUGGCGGCGGUUACAAGUACUAUGGAAAGAUGUUUGUCAAUAACAAAAAGGUUGGGCACGACAUUUACACACUCGAAGUUCUGCCUGACGGCUGUUCGAACUCGAUUCUUACUCGGCUCGCUCAUUGUACAACAUGGCCGGACAAAGCCGUGCCAAGUAGUGGUCGAAUGGUUCUUCGUUUGUUGAAGUGGAUGAUGAGUGAACGGCUUCAGAACGCUUCCGUGGCAAUCGUGAGCGGGGCCGGUGUUGGGAGAGCAGGCACGUACAUUGCAAUCGAUCAGAUGUGCAACCGGCUAUUCAAAGGACAUGAAGCAUCGGUAAGCCUACUAACUUCUGUUCGCAGUUGCUGA
This is a messenger RNA of Haemonchus placei, 501 nucleotides long. NCBI's taxonomy places the organism in Eukaryota, Metazoa, Nematoda, Chromadorea, Rhabditida, Trichostrongylidae. The record is from the annotation of a GenBank genome assembly.